Messenger RNA from Linum trigynum, 222 nucleotides. NCBI's taxonomy places the organism in Eukaryota, Viridiplantae, Streptophyta, Magnoliopsida, Malpighiales, Linaceae. The record is from the annotation of a GenBank genome assembly.
AUGGAGGAGGGACAGGGAUCCGGAAUCAAGCCUGGCGAAGAGGAAGGCUAUCAGCGCGAGAUGGAUGACGGGGCCUAUUCGGAGAGGCGGAACGCGGACCACGAGUACCGGCACUAUGGGACAGGACGCCCAAUGCAACCGUCAGAUGGCAACAGGUAUGGAUACAACAACCCACUAUAUGAUUAUGAUGAUGAGCUGGUGAUCAGAGCUAAACCCUGGUGA